AUGGCUGGCCGGCAGGGCGGCCUCGUCCACGGCGGCGGCGGCGACUUCUCACCUCUACUAAGAGGAAUGCUACAUCCACGGACGGCUAUGUACGGUUUACAGGCCGAUUCUCACUUGGCAAAGUUUGAUUGGAUUAAGGGGGAGGCUGAGGCGGUAGAGGAGGGUUACGUCAACCUCCUCCGGUCCCAGCAACCCGACGACUCCUCCUACGGAACUGAGCCCGAAGAGCCCCUUGCCGCCGACAUCCGCAACAUCCACCUCACCGAUCACGUUCCCAUCAUCCUCUCCCACACCUCCGCCAAUUACUAUGCCUGGAAAACCUAUUUCAACCUUCUCUUUCGUGAGUACAAUCUUCGUGAUCAUGUGGACGGCCUCUCCAACUUCUUCGCCGGCAACCACGACGCCAACUGGCUGGCCAUCAACGCCACCCUCAUCCGGUGGUUCUUCCUCACCGUCUCUCCGGACAUCUUCCACACCGUCGUUCGCGAUGGGGACGAUGCCUACACGGUGUGGACCAAGAUCAAUGGCCUCUUCACCGACAACAAGCUUCAACGGAUUGUUUUCUUGCAGCAGGAAUUUUUUGGGUGUCACCAAAAUGACUCCACCAUCGACGCCUACUGUCUCCGGCUCAAGACCCCCUCUGACGAGCUCAACGAUGUCGGGUUCAAGGUGGGAGAUGAGCUUCUCCUCUUGACGCUCACCGCCGGCCUCAAUGAGGACUUCGGCAACGCCGCGUCCAACCUCACCCUCAUGGCCAACCCCACCUACGAGCGGGCGGUGGCCUAUCUUCUUCUUGAGGAGCGGCGGAUGAAGCAACUCCGCACCCGUGUUGCCCACACAGCCCUCGCUGCCGGCCUCUCCCACGGUGCUCCUACACCACCAUCGGCGCCUCGUCCUUCGGUCGUCACGCCGCACUCGCUGCCCCUGCCGGCGCCACAGCCGCCCCAACCGCCGCGCAACGGUGGGAACGGCGGCAACCGUCGCCGCGGCCGCGGCGGUCAGCGCCAAGGGGAGGAAAAGGUGGCGGUGGCGGCCAAUCUUCACAGCCACGCCACGGCGGGCAGCAGCCCCCGCCACCCUGGCAUGCCGGUGCCGCGACCCCCCGCCCCGGGCAUCCUCGGCCCCCGCCCGAGCAUGCAUCAGGCCCUCCUGGCCGCGCCACAACCAGGCGCCCCUGGCGCCUACGGCGGUCCUCCCGCCCCUCCCGUCGCGCCACCCUAUGACGCGUAUGGCGCCCCUGGCUAUGGCGGCGUCCCUGGCUAUGGCACGGGCUACGUCCCGCAGCCCUUCCUCGGCGCCUGGGACCCGGCGCUCCUAGCGGCGCUUCAGCAGCCGCCACCCUACUCCGGUGGUGGCGGCGAUUGGUUUAUGGAUUCUGGCGCCACCGCCCAUAUGUCUGCUCAUCCGGGAACAGGUUGCGCCGUCUUCCUCUCCCGCGGCGGGUCCCCCUCCGCGCCGUCGCCAGCUGCCGGCCUUGGGUGCUCCGGCGCCCCCGCCAGCUGCGCCUUCCUCAGGGUCGGGGCCGUCCGCGGCUGCCUCCUCAGGCUUGACGCCCCCAUCGCCACCGCAUGA
Aegilops tauschii subsp. strangulata is the source of this 1572-nucleotide messenger RNA. Lineage: Eukaryota; Viridiplantae; Streptophyta; Magnoliopsida; Poales; Poaceae. The record is from RefSeq and is a predicted model, not a curated record.